GAGCUGCGGCGCCUCUGUGGCGGCUGCGCCGCUCACCGCGGGGCCACGGCCCGGCCCUUCCGCUUCCUCCCGGCGGCGGGCGCGUCUGCGCGGGCGGCGGGAGGCGGCAGGCGGCGGUGGCGAGUGACGGAGUGUCCCUCCGCAGCUCUGAGGGGCAGGCGCGGCCCGGCGCGGCCCAUGGACCGGCACAAAGUGAAGCGGCAGCGGCUGGACCGGAUCUGCGAAGGCAUACGGCCUCCUAUUGUGAAUGGCCCAAUGCCAGCACGGCCACUGGUUGCACUCCUGGAUGGACGAGAUUGCACUGUGGAGAUGCCCAUCUUGAAGGAUGUUGCUACAGUGGCAUUUUGUGACGCCCAGUCAACUCAGGAAAUCCAUGAAAAGGUGCUGAAUGAGGCAGUAGGAGCUCUGAUGUAUCACACCAUUACCCUUUCUCGUCAGGAUCUGGAGAAAUUCAAAGCCCUCAGGGUCAUUGUGCGUAUUGGCAGUGGCUAUGACAAUGUUGACAUCAAAUCUGCGGCAGAAUUAGGCAUUGCAGUUUGCAACAUCCCCUCCUCCUCAGUAGAGGAGACUGCUGACUCCACCCUCUGCCACAUCUUGAACCUCUAUCGCCGUGUUACUUGGCUGCAUCAGGCCAUGCGGGAAGGGAACCGAGCUGCCAGUGUAGAGCAGAUUCGAGAGGUGGCUGGAGGCGCUGUGCGUAUCCGUGGGGAGACUUUGGGCAUCAUUGGACUGGGCCGAGUUGGACAGGCAGUGGCUUUGCGAGCCAAGUCCUUUGGCUUCAACGUGAUUUUCUAUGACCCCUAUCUGCCGGAUGGAGUGGAGCGAUCCUUGGGUUUACAACGAGUAGGAACCCUGCAGGAUCUACUAAUGCACAGCGAUUGCAUCACAUUGCACUGCAGCCUGAAUGAACAUAACCAUCACCUCAUCAAUGACUUCACUAUUAAACAGAUGCGCCAGGGCUGCUUCUUAGUGAACACAGCUCGGGGAGGACUGGUAGAUGAGAAAGCCUUAGCACAAGCCUUGAAAGAGGGGAGAAUCAGAGGAACAGCAUUGGAUGUGCAUGAGUCUGAGCCUUUCAGCUUUGCUCAGGGACCCUUAAAAGAUGCACCCAAUGUGAUCUGCACCCCCCACACUGCCUGGUAUAGUGAACAGGCUUCCAUUGAAUCCAGAGAAGAUGCAGCGAAGGAGAUCCGCAGAGCUAUUACAGGUCACAUACCUGAUGCUUUGAGGAACUGUGUUAAUAAGGAGUACUUGCUGUUAGCAGCUCAGUGGUCCAGUAUUGAUCCUGCAACUGUCCACCCAGAACUCAAUGGAGCUGCAGCUUACAGGUUUCCUCCAGGAGUAGUGGGAGUAGCCACCCCUGGGCUACCAGAACCACCAGUAGUGGAGGGGAUUGUAGCUCAUGGGAUCCCUCCUGUUUCUCACUCUGCACCACGUACCCCUUCCCCAGGAGAGACAAGCAAACUGGAUGCAGACAGAGAGAUUCCUGCUGACCAAUAGCAGCAUCUUUCUCCUCUCCUCUGGCAGCAGAAAAAAAAAGUAGGAGGAUAUCUCCUAGGACCUGCUUUAACACCCUACAGAGACUGUUUCCCAUUCCUUCAGGAUGGGAGAAUGCAUUUCAUGACCGGCAAACUUUAGCUCUUGCCUUUCUUUUGUAACCCUUUAGUUUUAAUCUGUCGACUCUUUCUCCUUCUCUGGGGCAGGGCAGCAGCGACCUUGCCUCCCCUUGGAAAUACUUGGUUUAACAAAUGAGUUUUCCCGUGUUUCUGCCCCAGGUGUCUGUGGCAGGGAACUGUCUUGUGCACUGGAAAAGAGCAGCGGAGCUGCCUGAUCAGGGAUGGCCCUUGGAGUUCCUAAGGCCAGACUUCAAUGCACACUUCAUAUGUGACUUACAGCUUAAACUUAAUUUGGCUGAACCUCUCUUUUAAGUGUAGCCCUGGGGAAUAACAGAAAAAUAUUGGAGAAGUUGUGACUGUUGCCUUUAUGCCCUUGGUAGGAUACAGCCUAGGCUUAGCAAUGUGUCUUAGUUGGCUUGUUUCGCUCAAGGUUUCCCCUGAGAACAGACAGAGUGCAGGCAUUGCUAGUCCUUGACAAAGCAAAGUUUUGUUUGUGCAGUUCUAGGCCUGAAGUUAAAGGUAACAGUCUCAAAGCCACCCUUGUCAGUAAUUCAGAAGGCACUAAAAUGUCAUUCAGUGUGUUCUGGUGGCUUUUAUUUUUGUGAGGCUGCAUAAGAGUUCACCGUGGAGUCCAUGUAACUCAGAGAAGGCAAGAGAAUGGAGAAAUGGGGAAAAACUUGCACUGGGAGACAGCAGGUAGCAAUAACUCACAGCUUCAGUUGCUAGUUGCUCACACACAUACCUUGCAGGGUGAUGGCAGUAUUUAUUCACAAGGUAUUGAUCACAUUUGAAAUCUAAGUUUUAUGCUACGGAUUUUUAUUACUGUUUUUGGCAUAACUGCAUCAACUACAGGUACCAUACCACUUGUCUCUGUGCUGAUGGAGAAAGCAGCUUUUAACAGUUGACCAAAUGACUACUUUAGCCCUGCUAACAUGCUGCAUCUCCAAUAGUGGGCAGGGCAAGGCUGUUUUUUCACAUGAAUAAGCUUUGUGAUACUAAAGGAGAAAGAACGCUUCUGGCUUGUCACUCAAAGCCAUGGCAAGGUUGUUGCUCUCAAGUCUUUCUCCAUUUCCCCAAUGAUGGAGUAUGAAUCACUUCUUUGAGGGGUAUGGAGUCAUAAGUAAAAUGGGUUCCACAGGAGAACAUUUUCUUUAAUUCCAAAUCUUCCUUUAGUUUAAUCUUACUACACUUCAGUUGCAGUCUUUCCGUGCACAAGAUGUAACAGUUCCCAAUCGAUUUGUUCAUGUUGUGUGGCUAUAUUAAAGUAGGUGCUAUAUGAGAGGCAUACCCUGUGUGUGGGUUUGUCUGCCUCCUUUGAUUCUUCCCUCUGUUGUGUGUCUGUGACUGGAAGUUGAACAGCUGAGAACAGGCUGGAAGCACCUUGAGGUGUAGACAAAAACCUUUGUUUAGACUAUUUACAGUUUGGGAAGCUGAGGAAAUAUUCCAGAGUCACUAAAUUUUUAGAUUUUUUUCCUGGGUUUAAAAUUUUCUCUAGUACUGCCUUCCUACUGGCUUACUACUGAUGCAGUGAAGUGAUUUCUUUCUCCUCCAUGUCCCCCCACCCCCAUCCCCCCAGCAAUUCAAGAAAGGAAAAUAGGCAAGAAGUAAACUUCAGGUGUUCUCUUACAGAUUUUACACUUUAACUGUUUAGCAUUAGUGAGAUGAUAUUAGUUCUCUAGUGCUGAGUGUCUUUUUUUGGUAAGGUAUUUGUCUCGGUGAAGGUUCUUAGCUUCUGUGUUUUCAUGGAUGAUGCUGAUUCUACUUAUAAUUCAUAUACCUCCUUAGCUGCUCAGGUUUAGCAGAUCAGACUGGGACAGGUGGUAGGCACAAUCUACAGGAGAACUUUUCCUGAACAAAAGCCUCAAGCUGAGAAGCACUUUGAUUGCAGCUGUACCUAAAAUAACCAGCAGCACUUUCCUGAGUUCUCUAAUCUCUAGGAAAUCUAAAUUUUGCAAGCUACUAGCUCAGAAAGCUGUUUUUCUGACAGGCAGAUGGGGAAAAGUUUUCAGGGAGUGAGAGCUCAUCCUGGCUGUUACCACAUUAGGGAAGCAGUCUGUCAUAACUACUCUUUCCUUAUUUGCUGAUGAAAAUUCCUGCUCUGCAUAGAGGUUCAGGUCUGAGAUUAUUUUGUGGUAAAGGGUUUCUAGUUAUAAGCUUUGUGAAUACAGAGGAUCAGAGUACAUUGACCUUAUCUCUUCUAGAGCACAGUGCAAGAUAGAUUUAUUUUUUUAAAGAGGCAGCAAUUUAUUUUAUUUUUUUUUUCCUUUUUUUUUUCCUUUUUAAACUGCAAGUAUCUCCAUAGACCAGUAAAAUAACUGAGCAGAGGAACAGUGGAAAGAUCUCAUUUAGGGGACACUUGAGUUUCUCAGUUCUUGGUUUUGGUGCCUAGAUACACUGGUGAUUAGUAAGUGUAGGAAUUAAAUAAUUGGUGUUUUAAGAGUUGGGUACUAAGGAGUUGAAGCUGACAGCACUGAUAGUGGCUCUGUUCUAUCCAACACCGUGUAGGCUUGUGAUGGGACAUGAAGGCAAUUUUGCCCUUGAUUAAAGCCACCUCAGGAAAUGUGGAGGUAAAAAUGAACAGAACUCUUAUGACCUCAAGGAAGGACUCUCUUUGUGUUUAUAGGAUUACUCUGCUUGUAUGCCAUUUGUACCUCUGUUUAUAGACUGAACCUAUUGAUCACCAGACAAAAGCUGUUCUGAGCAGAUAGCUCAAAGCAAAACUUACCAGUACUAAAGUCCCCUGUGGUCUUCUCCAUCCCAAGUGCCAAGUCCUUUGUUAGCACUCUCCUGUGUGAUACACUGACUUGCAGCUCUCCCUCCCAAGCUUAGUGCAGUAUACAGAAGUGAAAGGAAGGACUUAUUUUGGUUUAAUUUUUUUUUUUUUAAUGCCUUCCUUCAGAACUAGAGCAGAGCUUUAAUCCCAAAGAACAGAAGUCUCCCAGGGUGAGGUGGAAGUGCCCUCACUGCACUAAUCUGCUUACAGGAGGUGCUCACACUGUCCCAAGGUACAUUCUGUUUGUCAGGGUCACUGCUGCUGACCAGCUUUUUUAUAGAGGACUCAGAGUUUCAGAAAUAUAUUUUUGUAGACAAUGACUAAACUGUGAAACAUUGAAAUAAAGCAUGUAAACAAAAACUUA
Molecule: messenger RNA, 4753 nt
Organism: Dryobates pubescens (Downy woodpecker)
Lineage: Eukaryota; Metazoa; Chordata; Aves; Piciformes; Picidae
Product: C-terminal-binding protein 2
Exons: 9
Coding region: 178-1500 (440 amino acids)
Molecular function (GO): transcription corepressor activity; oxidoreductase activity, acting on the CH-OH group of donors, NAD or NADP as acceptor; NAD binding
Source: RefSeq, a predicted model, not a curated record